Molecule: messenger RNA, 4319 nt
Organism: Melanotaenia boesemani (Boeseman's rainbowfish)
Lineage: Eukaryota; Metazoa; Chordata; Actinopteri; Atheriniformes; Melanotaeniidae
Product: hepatoma-derived growth factor-related protein 2-like
Exons: 15
Coding region: 134-3658 (1174 amino acids)
Biological process (GO): regulation of transcription by RNA polymerase II
Cellular component (GO): nucleus
Molecular function (GO): transcription coregulator activity; double-stranded DNA binding
Source: RefSeq, a predicted model, not a curated record
GACGUCACGCGCCAAUAUGGCGACGAGCAGGAGAGCGUAGCUUAGUAACAAGAAGCGUCCUGUUAAUCCUCUUUUUAAAAAGGCCUCGUUUUAGUUUUAUAGUUGUGUUUGAUUCCCGCUGGGCAGCAGCAGGAUGCCCGGGAAAAACGGAGACCAGUUCAAACCUGGAGACCUAGUGUUCGCCAAGAUGAAGGGCUUCCCCCACUGGCCUGCUAGGAUCUGUAAGUCAGAGGACGGGUACAAGAAGCGAAUCCCGGUCUUCUUUUUUGGAACCCAUCAGAUAGGCAGCCUCCCGCCAGAGAACGUUGUUCCGUACAUCGGUAAUAAGAUGAAAUAUGGCAGCGGCGUUCGCAUCAGAGGCUUUGCUGAGGGAAUGUGGGAGAUUCAGAACACACCUGGGAUUGGGAGUAAACUCAAAGUUCCAGGAAAGACCAACGCCAGUGCGACGCCUGCAAAACCGACUUCUGCUGCUAAAGCUACACUCACAAAACCUGAAACUACACACGAUAAACAAACUCCAGCAGCUAAAACUGUUGAGAAAGUUAAAGGUGUUCCUGCUGCUGAUGGUAAAGUUGCAGCUGAAAAAGAAACUCCCGCUAGAAGCGCUACCAGAGCUUCAUCCAGGUUAGCUCCAGACAAAACCCCCGACUCCAAACAGAUUUCAGAAACCACAGAACCCACCACGACUACUAGAAGCAGGAGGGCUGCGAGCGGGGGUCCGUCUGCAGGACAGAGCAGGAGUGAACGGAGCUCCUCUGCAGACAGUAAGAGAAUGACCAGAUCAAACAAAGCCUCCGAACAAGAAUCUGUUCCUGACACUAAACCUGCUGAAGCUGUAAAAAGUAAAGUUCCAUCUGAGAAGGAGGCUGAGAGCGGUGAAGCUUCCAGACGCUCUGAAACAGCUUCAGUCAUGGAGGAAGCUGCUGCAGGCCGAGCUACGACCCGGAGCAGAGCCACGGAUUCUAAGACCAGAUCAAACAAAACCUCUGAACAAGAAUCUGCUCCUGACACUAAAUCUGCUGAAGCUGUAAAAAGUAAAGUUCCACCUGAGAAGGAGGCUGAGAGCGGUGAAGCUUCCAGACGCACUGAAACACCAUCAGGCAUGGAGGAAGCUGCUGCAGGCCGAGCUACGACCCGGAGCAGAGCCACGGAUUCUAAGACCAGAUCAAACAAACCCUCGGAAGCUGCUCCUGACAGUAAACCCGCUGAAACAACGAAAAGUAAAGUCCCAUCUGAGAAGGAAGCGGAGAGCGGCGGCGAAGCUGCUGCAGGCCGCGCUACGACCCGAAGCAGGGCGGCAGAUUUAAAGGUUGAUGAUGAGGAGACGAAGAAGAAGACAUCCACUGGUCCCACUGUGACUGCUGCUGGGAAGAAAAGGAAAGAGGAGGAAAAGGAGGAGAGCCAAGAGGUCAAGAGAAAGAGAGAAGAGAGGGAUGACUGGAAAGAGCCACAGAAGAUGAGUGAGGACAGCAGCAGAGGAAAGAAAGAAGAGACGCGAAAGGAGAAGACGCCAGAGAGAAGAUCAUCAAAAAGAAAGAUGGAGGAGGAUAAAACCGAGGGAAGGAAGACGAGGAGAGCUGAGAGUGAGGAACAGAAGCAGAUGGAGGAAAAUAAAAGAUUAGAUGUUGGUGAGGGAAGGAAGGAGGAGAGGAUGAGGAGAGAAAAGGAGGUGCAGCAGAAGAUGAGGAAGGAUGUUGCGGAGGAAGAGGAGGCAGCACAGAAGAAGACAAAACGAGAUGAAAGUGUGGAAGGAAAGAAGAUGAAGGAAAAGACAUCCAGAGAAGAGAACAAACCAAAGGAUGAAGGAGAGAAGAGAGGCGAGGAGAAGGACAGCGAGCAGCACCUCCGCCUGGCGGCCCGACGGGAGAGCCUGCUGAGAUCUCUGAAGGGUCUGCUGAAGGACGGCGGGGGGGCCACAGGGAGGAGCGCUGGCAGGAAAACAUCAGAGGCGAAGACCAGAGAAAGACCAAGAGAAGAGGACCGGGAGGGAAAGACGUCCAGGACCGCGGGAGACAGGAGGAAGGAGGAGAAGAUGUCCACCCGGAAGUCAGCAGCAGAGAGGAAAACGGAAGAACUGAAGACGGAGAAAGACAAGAAAAUGAGUCAAACAGAGAAGACAGAGGAGAAGAUGUCCACCAGAAAGACGUCGGCAGUGAAACGGGACGAACGGCAGAUGGAGAAAAACGACAGGACGAGUAGAAAAACUGAGAAGAUGGAGGAAAACGAGCGGAAAGAUGAACAGAAGAGGAAAAAACAAGACAUCCAUAAAACAGAAAAACCAAAAGAAAGUGAAGAAAAAGAAGAAAGAAUGUCCACAAGAAAGACAACCGUGGAGAAAAAACCACGGGAGGAGAGGAAGGAUGAAGAGAAGACCAUGAAAACAACAGAAGUGAUGAAGAAAAGGGACCGGGAGAGCAAACAAAAGAUGGAAGACAAGGUGGAGGUGGACGGAGGGAAAGAGAAAAGAGGAGAGGAGGAGGAGAAGAAAGAUGAGAGAAGGAUAAUCGGAAAAAUCGUGAAAGCAGGUCAGGGAGCCAAGAUCCACGUAAAGACCAUGAUGGGAGGAACCAUGGCAACCACAGUGGAGGAGAGGAAGACGGACAAGAAGGUGGAGGAGAUGAAGACAGACAAGAAGGUGGAGGAGAAGAAGACAGAGGAGAAGGCAAAUAAAAAGGUGGAGGAGAAGAAGAAAGAGGAGAAGGCAGAUAAAAAGAAGAAAGAGGAGAAGGCAGGCCGGAAGGUGGAGGAGGAGAAGAAGACAGACAGGAAGGUGGAAGAGAAGAAGAAAGAGGAGAAGGCAGAAAGAAAGGUGGAGGAGAAGAAGAGGAGCUCUGAGAAGUCUGAGGACAGGAGGACAAAAACCAGUUCUGAUGACAAAAAAGACAGGAGUGGAACUGGUGUAGAGAGGAAGAACAAGGGGAAGGAGGAGAAGAGUGAAGCCGGUGAGACGGCAAAAAGAAGAGGAGAAGAAGAGCAGAAGGCACAAGAGAAGAAGAAGGAAACGGAGGUGGGCAGAGUGACACGAGAACAGAGAAAGAGGGAUGAGAAAAGUGGAAAAUGUGACAGAAAAUCUCCAGAACAAGAAGAGAAAGAGGUGGCGUGUCCAACCGAGGAGACUAGAAAGCAGAGGAAGAGCAGAGCCGAGACGCCGCCAGCGGAGAGCAGGGACGCCGAGACGGAGGGUCAAGACCAGGCGGAGAAGCAGCAGCAGAAGAAGAGUUCCAGCAUGUCUCUGACGGACUCCACUCUGCACAGAAUCCACGGAGACAUCCGGAUUUCUCUCAAGUCCAGCACGCCCGACAUCAGCAAGUGUCUGGCAGCUCUGGAUCAGCUGAGUAUGGUUUAUGUGACGUCUCAACACGUCCAGAGACACAGCGAACUCAUCGCCACACUCAGAAAGAUGCGCCACUACCGGGCCAACCAGGCCAUCAUGGACAAGGCCGCCAUGCUGUACAACCGCUUCAAGAACACCUUCCUGGUGGGGGAGGGGGAGGAGGUGGUGAGCACCGCCUUCCUGCGCUCGCUGCUGGAGGAGAAGGAGAGGGAGGAGGCGGAGAGGGUGGAGCGCUGCAGGGAGAAGCUGAGGAGGGAGGAGGAGAGAUGCAUCACACAAGUGGAGGAGGAGGAGAAAGCAGGAGCUCAGGUGGAUUCUUCCUGAAGCAUCCCGAACCAGUCGGACUGAACCAACUUUGAUCUGUGGGGGUGCGACCUGAGACCACCCGUCCUCAUAUCCACACACGAACAUUACCUCAUCACACACUCUACUGUGUGUCUCCAGCUCCUGCCAGUUAUUUAUUUCUUCUUUGUAAACAGGAAGUUGUUUGUGAUGUCACACCUGAGCAGGUGUUGAGUCAUCUGACCUUCUCAGUGAUUCUGUGUGAUCGUUUCAUGGCAUCAUGACUGGUUUACUGGGACAUUUUUAUUAUUUAAUCACAUCCAUCCACCAGCAUUAACAUAAACUUUUUAAGAUCGUCUCCAUGCUGUAACUCUAAUCUUGAACACGAGCCUCUUUUCAAACACUGACUUUGUUUUGUUCUCUAAAAGGAUGAAAGUUGGACUUGUUACUUUAAUCCUGAACGUCUUCGUUCUCCGCUGUAUUGAUCCUGUUCGGGGACGACACGGCUUGUUUUUUUUUCCUGUCAUUUCAAAUUUUAACUGAAGCAUUAAAUCCCGUCAGGUCCUUUUGUGCCUUGCUCAGAGGCACUACUGCGACAAGCUGCUCUGUGUUUUUGUAAAACUUGUACAGAGAUUUUUAUCGGGAUGUUUUUAUUUUUCUUUGUUUUUAUGAUGUAGAGUUGUUAAAAUUUCCUGUUGCUGUC